AUGGCCCAACAGCAAUACCUAGUCCGACAUCUUGACACAGGGAAGGAGUUCAAGCGAGAUUUCAUUCUGAACAAUGCGCAAGUAAUCACUUCCUCAUGGCCACAUCCUACGGUAGUCGAUCCCGCCGUGGAGGCCUUUCAUCAGAAGCUACCCGACUGCGCUGAGACGAGACUCCACGCCCGACCAGUCAUAGCAGCCGAGCUCGGAAUCGGCCAUGUGUUCCUCAAAGACGAGUCCAUCAGGUUUGGACUGCCAGCCUUCAAGAUUCUUGGUGCUAGCUGGGCCAUCUUCAAGUCUGUGUGUCAAAAGCUCGAUCUUCCACUCUCUUCGUCUAUAAACGAAGCGAGGGAAGCUAUUGCAUCGGCCAGGAAUAUGCAAGUCGUGACUUGCACCGAGGGCAACUGGGGUCGUGCUUGUGCAAGGAUGGGGAGGAUUUUGAAUCUAGAAGUGGUCAUCUAUGUUCCCGGCUUCAUGAGCGAGUACACGCAGCAACUCAUCGAGAGUGAAGGAGCUAAAGUCAUUCGCUUGCCGAAUGGCUCCUACGACGAUUCGAUAGAGAAAGCGAGGAGUGUCUCUGAAGAGACUGGAGCGUUACUUGUCAUGGACACCAGCUGGGAUGAUUAUGAAGAGGUACCACGGUGGGUCACACAAGGCUACGGUACGAUGCUCGCCGAGACCGAUCGCCAGCUUCGGAUCGCUUUGGGAUGCCACAGCCAAGAUACAGUAUACAUUACGUCUGUUGGCGUAGGCUCCUGGGCACACUCCGUUGUCGCGCACUACAAAGCUGCCGAUCCAAGCGUAUUCAUUAUGACAGUUGAGCCUGACGCCGCACCAUCCUUCAAGGAGUCACUGCACUGUAACGAGAUCAGAUCGAUCGUCACCGGCGAUACCAUCAUGGCAGGCAUGAACUGUGGUACCACUUCGAAGAUUGCGUGGCCGGUGUUGCGAGACGGCGUUGGCGCAGCAGUCGUAGUGACUGAUGCUGAGGCACAUCAAAGUGUGCUGGACUUGAAGGCUCAAGGCGUCAAGGCGGGUCCAUGUGGUGCGGCUACGUUGGCCGCUCUGCGUAAGUACGUCAGGGAGGCAGGUGAUUCGCGAGACUGGGCGAACUCGACGGUUGUGCUGUUCAGUACGGAGGGUGAGAGGGAGUAUGAAGUGCCGGAGGUGUGA
Molecule: messenger RNA, 1170 nt
Organism: Fulvia fulva
Lineage: Eukaryota; Fungi; Ascomycota; Dothideomycetes; Mycosphaerellales; Mycosphaerellaceae
Product: Diaminopropionate ammonia-lyase
Exons: 2
Coding region: 1-1170 (389 amino acids)
Source: RefSeq, a predicted model, not a curated record